Messenger RNA from Sebastes umbrosus (honeycomb rockfish), 4267 nucleotides. RefSeq names its product major intrinsically disordered Notch2-binding receptor 1-like. The coding region runs from base 434 to 2839 and encodes 801 amino acids. The record is from RefSeq and is a predicted model, not a curated record. Lineage: Eukaryota; Metazoa; Chordata; Actinopteri; Perciformes; Sebastidae. Gene Ontology annotation, biological process: negative regulation of cell population proliferation; negative regulation of TOR signaling. Gene Ontology annotation, cellular component: plasma membrane. The transcript is spliced from 4 exons.
CCCUGAGAAAAUAUUGCUCCUGGACCUGACCCACUCACAUACACACACUGGGGUGUCCUGUCAACAGGGUGUUUUUUUCCCCUCCCAUGUUAUCAAUGUGAAAUGUGGGUGCACUGUUUGACGAGUGUAGUGGCUGAUCUGUAGUGAGGGGGAACCGUUUGGAUGUAUUUUGAGGUCCCUUAGGGGACUGCAAGGACUUGUGGGAAGAUGACCUGGUUUCUAAUUUUCUCCUCUCCUGCCUGAGCUGUGGGCAAGUCGCUGCUACAAACAGAGAAGCCCAUGAAAGAAAGAAAGGAGUGUGAGACAGUGUGCGCUGCCCUGGAUCUAUUUGGAUUAUGGCCUCGCUAGCUGCGUAAAACUGGAUUUUAUUUAUCAUCUUUCAUGGACGCAGGAGUGACUGUGAUUCUCUCUCAGUAGAUUCAGGUGAGCAGCCAUGGCUAAUCUGCAGCAGGAAUACCCUCGGGUCCUUCUGGGGAUCCUGGAGGAACUGGCCAAUAUGCGCCAAUGGCUAUCCUUCCAGGAUCUUUGUCGUAUGGUCAGCACCCGCUUUGACCUGGAGCACCUAAUCGAGCUCAGGAGUUUGCUGUAUGCUGCCGCCUGCCAGGACCCCUGUUUCCCAGCGACUCUCUUCAGAGACCGGGUUUCCACCAGAGGCCAGGGGUUGUCACCCAUAGGCGUUGCUGCAGACAUCGUGACUAUCUUUAAUCUCAUUCAGAUGACGGGUGGUGCCCCUGAUGACGGCCAACCAAUGAGAGGCCAGGUGGUCCUCCCCGUCGACCAGUCCCCAGGCCCCAGUCUGCCUGGAAUACACCAGCAGAACCUUUCUGGUCGAGAACGAGCACGUGCCCACUCUGACUCCGGUGGCAGGCCUAUCGAUCAGCACUUGCUGUUUCCAAGAUCGAAUUACUCCGCCCAAAAGCGAGGAAGUCUUCCCCCUGAUCCCGCCUCACUUGUGUCCUCUCCAAUCAGGGCGAGGGCUGUGUCUUUCGACCUGCCUCACACCACACUUUUGUACCCUAGUGGCCAAAUCCCCAACGAGGUUAUGAAGAAUAUCUACUUGCCUUUGGAGACGGACAGUGAGUCAAGUGGAGAUUCUGCGCCUAUGGAGGUGUUUGAGGAUGAACAGGGAUCGUCUGUCGACCAGAAGAGAAACAUCUUUAAGAAGGACUUCCAUAACCAGCCACCUCUAAUACCACAGGUGACUGUUAACAGCGAGUCCCCCAGUCCCAGCGCGGUUCCGAAAGGCUUCGACAAUCACUGCUUUGAAACUGUCCAGAAUCCCUACCCGUCACCAGCAAACGUCAACCAGUCGCCAGAGCAGCAGCCUAAACAUGAGAGCCUUGAUGACCUGCAGGACUCAACUUACUUCGGACCCCGGCCGAUGCCAGAUUGGUCCCCCCAGCACCUUCAACCUCCCAGGGCCAAGAGGCCCAUCUGGAGCAACAAGAGUCACAGUCUAGAGGACCGGAUAGGCCUGGGCAGCAUUGGAAUGGGGAUGGAAUCACAAGGGGGGCAGUUUCCAAGACGGUCAACCCCAGCUAUCAGCAAAUUGGGGGGGUCCUCAGGAGGCGAGAGUGGGGAUAGUGGAUUGCCAAGUGGAGGCGAUGGAGUCAAAGCUCAAGGAACCCAGACAGACCCACCGGACACCCGGCGCCUCCGUAGCCUGGUCCACGCCGAUCGCUUCUCCUUCAUGACCUCACUAGACGACCCUGAGUUUGGUGAGGAUGACAUCAGUGCCAUCUUUCGUUUCUUAGAUGACAUAAGCAUGUGCGGUUCCACGGGAGUCCUGCACCCCAGCGAUGGAUCAGCUGCCAUUAACCAGGACACCCCCGAGGCCAGACGUGGCCGCCUAGGGCAACUCCAAAGGCUUUUCCACUCUCUGGAAAGCAGCGACGAUGGGCUCAAGGCCAGCGUCUGUAAGCUGCUGCUCCGUAUGAGCCAGAUAGAAAGACAACUGGAUUCUCUAAACGAUGUAAAGGCUGAGAUCUCCCAGGUACUGUCUGCUCUGCAGCGGCUGGAUGAAAAGAUCCAGCAGCCCAUCGGUGGUGACGGACAAAUCACCGGUGGGCGAUGGCUGGAGCCUCUCAGCGGCGUCUCCUCCUUUAUGAGCCACCCUAUAACCCCCUCUGAUACAUCAGAGCCUCAGCCUCUGUCUGUGUCUGAGCAUAUGUAUCCAAGGACCAGCACUAGCAGUCUGGAAUGGAACCAGUGGGACACCGCCGGGGCGCAAACGGAAAGCAGCAAAGCUCAGGCUGAUUCAAAGGGGAGGAAAGAUGGGAAGAAGGAGGUAUCAUCUCGACGCGCCUCCAAAACCCAGACUGAAGAGAAAAUUGUCUCUGAUUCCAAACACCCGUUUGUGUCUAACUCUGCAAGAGACUGGUCAGUGUCAUUCUCCAAAAGCAAAGAUGGCAAAGCUUCACAUGGAAAGGCAGAUCAAUCAGGCAGCACGACUAAUCUACUCUCUAAAAAGUCUUCCAACCUGAUGGAACAAGUGUUCAACUCGUCCCUGUUCCGCCACAAAGACAGCAGUCUGACAGGUGGGCUGUCCUCUGGGAAGAUCCUGGACCCCAGACUGUCUGAGGGGAGGGGGAGGCCCAUAUGGACUGUGGACGACAGAGAAGCACGGAUCUCCCCUCUGAACUUACAGACCCAGGAGUCUCUGAACCCCAACAACAUGGAGUUCUGGAUGGACGACAUCUACACUCCGGGCUACGAUGCACUACUCAGGCGUAAAGAGGCUGACCUCCGCCGGGCCAAGAUCUGCAAGCUGCUGGCAUUCAUUGUCACUGCAGUGGUCAUCAUUCUCAUCAUUGUCAUUCCCGUUUGCACCAUGUCAUGAAGACUCUCGCAGAGAUCCCACAUUGUUGCCUGUUUUCAUUUUAUUGAUUUCUUUUCAGCAGCUAUGUGCUGUACACAGGAACUUGCACGCCAUUCUCAUUAGAGAGACUUGUGACACCCGGACCAUAAAGCUGGAUCGGUUCACAUUCAGUAACUCCUUACACUUCUCUGCAUGCAGCAACAUUAUUUAUGACUUCAUAAAAACAGGAGUAUUUGAACUGUGGCUUACUUUGAAACUGAGUCACUCCCUCAUGCAGUUACACCAAAUUGAAUCUUUCUCCCAUUUGCUGUCAUUUAUUUCAUGACUUUUAUUAGUAAUAAUUUCAGGUGGCUGCAAAUGGAAGUAAUUAAGGAUGAAUGUUUUAAAUAAUCUGAAAAUGUCUCUGAGAGGAUAUGUGGAAACUAGUAAUACUGAGCCAAUGCAAUUUUUCUUUUUUUUCUCAUUUUGCCUGCUCUUUUCUGAGAAACAAUACUGUUACAAAUGCAUUGUGAAUCAGCUUCAGCCUUGAGCACUGCCUGACUCUUUCUCGCUGUUUCCUUGAGACUACCACAGGGCUUAUUUUACUUCUAAGAUAAUAGUUUAUCUGUACAUUAGAGUUUUACAUCCUCCGUUCAUAAAUAGUAAUGGAUUCUGUCGACAGGAGCGUUUUUACUUUCUCUUAGUUUGUAUGUUCUUGUCCUUUAUUUAAGCAACAAGAUAUACUGCUCAAACAAGCUUAAAUCAAUAAAAAUAAUAUUUUUAUAGAGUACCCUACCAUUUUUCAAACUGGAAAAAUAGAAGCUGUUUAAUCCACUCAUGAAUGUGUUUGGGCUGGAGUGUUUACCGAGUCUCAGGUUUCAAAACCUGAAAGAUUAAAAUUGUGUUGUUGUUGUUGAAGCAGUGAAGGAAAGAGGGAGCCUCUUCCAGUAAACACUCUCUGAGUGGGAGAUUCCACUUGUAAUUCAAUUGAUGGGCUGUUUGGAGUGCACCUACGCACAUUAUCCUAUCACUGUACUCACUUGGCCAGAGCUUUUCUCCACAUACCUGCAGACUCACUUAGCACCAACAAAUUCAUAGCGUCCUUUCACAGAGGAUGAAAGUAGAAUCUCGCCUGUGGUGUGACAUUCCAUUUUGUAAAAACAUCCUGUUGACUCCGGAGACGUUAUAUUUAAAUCGAAUCUUGGUGCUGGAGUGUAAAAUCUAUGGGGGGUUGACACAAAAACAUGCACACUUUUAAAGGGUACCUAUUAUGCUGUUGUGCUUUUCCCUUUUCCUUUAGGGUGUUAUAUAGUUUCUCAUGCAUGUAAAAGGUCUGCAGAGUUACAACGCCCAAAGUCCACAACAUAGGGAGUUACAUUCCCCAACAGAAACACUGCUCCUGAACUGCCUGAAACGCCUUGAUUGAAGUCCCGCCUUUUCUUCCAUAACGUGGUGAUGUCACCAAGUAAC